This is a messenger RNA of Cucumis sativus (cucumber), 2066 nucleotides long. Its product is annotated as anthocyanidin 3-O-glucosyltransferase 2. Lineage: Eukaryota; Viridiplantae; Streptophyta; Magnoliopsida; Cucurbitales; Cucurbitaceae. Gene Ontology annotation, molecular function: UDP-glycosyltransferase activity. Bases 230 to 1621 code for a protein of 463 amino acids. The transcript has a single exon. The record is from RefSeq and is a predicted model, not a curated record.
AAGGUACGAAUUCUUGAUGACAUGACUUUUUGUCCAUCUCACCUUUCAUCAUUUUCUCCUAACGCUUACAAAUUUCUAUGCUGUCCAUCCCUUACCCUUAACCUUCAAUUAUAAACAUAUCAUCAAUCAAAAUAUAAACUUAAACCAUUUUAAAUAAUAAAAUAAUAAUAAGGACCUUUUUUUUUUAAUUAUAAAAAGCCAUUAAUUCAACCCAUCUUCUUCCCCCAAAAUGAAGAAACUGGAGCUCAUCUUCAUCCCCACCCCGAUCAUCGGCCACCUGACCUCCGCCCUCCAACUCGCCCACCUUCUCGUAACUCGACACCCUUUUCUCUCUAUCACUAUUUUCAUCAUUAAAAUCCCUUUCCCCACCAGAUCUGCCGAUCAAAUUCAAUCUCUCUGUUCCUCCUAUGCCAACCAUCGCCUCCGAUUCUUCACUCUCCCGGAGCAACCCAUCCCCGGCAACACUAAUAAAACCACCAUCUUAAAACCCCUCGUCGAAUCCCAGAAACAAAAUGUCGCCGACGCCGUCGCCAAUCUCAUCGCCGCGCCGGAUUCCCCUACACUCGCUGGCUUCGUCGUCGACAUGUUCUGCAUUCCAAUGCUGGAUGUAGCCAAACAAUUUUCUGUUCCCACUUUCGUCUUCUACACUUCCAGCGCUUCCUUCCUUGCCCUUCUCUUCCAUCUUCAAGAACUCUACGACUAUGAAUUCAAUCACGACAUGGACCAAUUGCUCAACUCUGUAACAGAGUUUGCCCUCCCGGGUUUCAAAAAUCCGAUUCCGAGGAAAGUGAUUUCCACCAUUUUUUACGAUAAGGAAACGAUUGAAUGGGCGCACAAUCUCACUCGCAAGUUCAGAGAAGCAAGUGGGUUUUUAGUAAACACAUUUUCCGAGCUCGAAUCCGGUGCGAUUAACUGGUUCGCCAAUCAGAAUCUCCCUCCGGUGUACGCCGUUGGACCUAUUUUGAAUGUGAAGGAAAAAAAUCCCCAAAUCGAACGGGAUGAGAUUUUGAAGUGGUUAGACGAGCAGCCACCGUCGUCGGUGGUGCUCCUCUGUUUCGGAUCAAUGGGAAUCUUCAAUGAAUCUCAAACCAAAGAGAUUGCAGAUGCCUUAGAGCGAAGUGGAGUCCGAUUCAUCUGGUCCAUACGGCAGGUACCACCGGAGAGUGUUCUGCCGGAAGGAUUCGUGGAUCGGACGAGCGGAAUGGGAAAAGUGAUGGGGUGGGCGCCGCAGAUGGAAAUAUUGGAACAUCCGGCGACGGGAGGGUUUGUGUCGCAUUGCGGGUGGAAUUCAGUGCUGGAGAGUUUGUGGAACGGUGUGGCAGUGGCGACGUGGCCGAUGUAUGCGGAGCAGCAGUUGAAUGCGUUUCACAUGGCGGUGGAGUUGGGAGUGGGGGUGGAGGUGUCCUUGGAUUAUAGUAUGGUGGGGGCGGCGGAGGGGGAGUUGAGGGCGGAUAAGAUUGAGGCGGGGAUACGAAAGUUGAUGGAAGGUUCAGAGGAGAUGAAGAAGGGGGUGAUGGUUAAGAGUGAGGAAAGUAAGAAGGCAACAAUGGAGGAUGGAUCUUCUUUCAAUGAUCUUAAUCGUUUUAUCGAUCAUGUGUUUCAUAAAAUUAAUACUUGUUGAUUUUAGCUGUGUGUUUCAUCAAGCAUGUCAUCAAGAAUGAAUGGGAGAAUAUAGUAUCCAUGAAAACAUGUUUGAAGAUCAAAGAAAAAAUAAAAGAGACAUGCAUAUGCAUACUAAGAAAUAUAACAAUGUUUGAUUGCUUGCAGUGUAAUAUGGUCACCAUUUUGACAAUUGGGUCGACCUAUUUGGAUAAAUUUGUGAGCCGGACCCAAUAGGUGUUAAUCCAAUAGGUGUUAAUCCAAUAGGUCAGUCCAAUUCAACAUUGGACUCAGACUUUAAUUCAAAGAGACAGUCACAAUGAUUGGGUCAUGAACUUGACUAUUGGGUUUGGGCCUUCACUUGUAGCCCAUGGUUGAUCUCUACUUAAGUUGUUGUUUGCGUUUGUCACAUAACUGUCUACUCGUAAUAAUAGAGAAAGUGUAUAUAAGAUAUCAAUUUGGGUUCA